AUGGGAAAACUACAGAAUGAAGAUCCUCGUUGGCAUUCAAUAAAGGAAACUUUGGCAAAACCUGGAAACGAUGAUCUGAAGAGACUGUACAAAGUUGAGGACGACGUCUUAUUUUUCAAAGGGCAUCUUGAUUCAGAUUAUUGGAAGGAUGCAGAGAAAACCAUUUUGUCAGCUGAAAAUGCGACGGCAAGGCCGCCGGACAGCCUGUGUCCCGUGUUCGGUUCCAGACUGCCCGCGCAGCACAGAAGUGCCCCGUCAGCUGACGCAAGGACAGGCGGCUGGAGGCUGGGCUGGGCUGGGCUGCUGUUGUGCGGGGGCAACAGGUGCGCGUGGGCAGCAGGCUGUGCUGUGCUGUGCUGUGCUGCGCUUUGCUGCGGCCGACUUUCGCCGCAGCCGCCAGUUCGCGCCGAGUCGCCGGCGAGCGUACACCUAGAGUUCCGCCAGCUGCCGCUGCCCUUCCCCACGUCUCCCGCGAUGCAGACGCUGCUGCUGCUGGUGGCGGCUUCGACGCUGUCCGCCGCUCUGGGCAGGCCCACCCUCUACCACGUCAAUGACAACGACAAACUGGAGCCAGUAAUGGUUCCAGUAUCUUCGACAGUGAUUCCGUUGCCAAUCUACCAAGUUAGUUCAGGAGUGGAGUUUGGAGGAAAAGACUACAAGAACCACAAGCCUGAUGAGCCUAUAAAGCUAAUUACAGCUACAAAAAAGAAGACAAGUAUCAAAAAAGUUGAGGACAACACUGGUGAAUAAAGCAAGUAACAUCAUUUAAUUUUCCCACACAGCAUUAAAAACCUUUCUCUGGGGAAUAUUUCAGCAACCACCCAGUACUAAAUACAAAGAUUUUCAUGUAACUGUUACCAGGCUGAACUCAUGUUAAUGCUAAACUAAUGUGAGAAUGACAUUCAAGUACAUCUAUAACUGCAAACAAUUAUCACAUAAAUGUCUCUUACUGUAACCCCCAUUUUGUAACAGUAUUAACAAGAAUGUGUAAUAAGUCAACAUAUCACCCCAUCUAGAUGAUAAUAAUAUUGAUAAGUGAAAUUAAUGUGUUAGGAAAAUAAAAUGCUUUGCUUAAUAUAUUACAAAUAAUGUAUAAACUAAUGUAAAUAUUAAGAAAACCCAGAGUUAUAUACACAAGUUAAUUUUAUUUAGUUACUCUGUUUUACACAAAAUUUCAAAACAGAAUACAGUUUUAAGGUUGUACAGACAUAUAUACAAAUCGAUAAGUGCAGUGCAAUAAAAAUUCUAAUGUUGUUUUUCAGACUACAAGGUGUUUCAUGUAAAUAUAUUUUAAUGAACAUUAUCAGUUGGAAGCAAAAAGAAAGUAUAUAUCAUGUAUAAAAAAAAUUACUGUAUGUACAAUGCUACUCGAUAUGUAUUUCAUUAGGUUAUACAAGUGGCACUUAAACCUAAUUCUAUCGGUAUCAAAAACAUUUGAAUAUAUUUUUGUAAAUAAUGUGAAAUAAACAUAAUGCAAGAAUU
Messenger RNA from Schistocerca gregaria, 1482 nucleotides. RefSeq lists its product as uncharacterized. The record is from RefSeq and is a predicted model, not a curated record. Bases 1 to 750 code for a protein of 249 amino acids. Lineage: Eukaryota; Metazoa; Arthropoda; Insecta; Orthoptera; Acrididae. The transcript has 5 exons.